This is a messenger RNA of Manis pentadactyla (Chinese pangolin), 4855 nucleotides long. RefSeq names its product KIAA0753 ortholog. The record is from RefSeq and is a predicted model, not a curated record. Gene Ontology annotation, cellular component: centriolar satellite. NCBI's taxonomy places the organism in Eukaryota, Metazoa, Chordata, Mammalia, Pholidota, Manidae. The transcript has 19 exons. Bases 583 to 3495 code for a protein of 970 amino acids. Gene Ontology annotation, biological process: centriole replication; protein localization to centrosome.
CAUCUAAAGUGAAAUGCUGGCCCCAUGAAAGUUGCAGAUGCCCUGGCCCCAUUUCUGCAGGCUCCUUCAUUCUGCAGCUUCAGCCCUUGAACAGCGGUGAUGUCAGCCCAGUUGGGAUUGCCUCGCUCAUGUGCUUCCUCCCAUCUUCAUUUUUGAUCGUGUCUCUAUAGCCUGAGGAAUAAUUUUUAAGGAAUCUUGGACAGUUGCCCUUAUUUUCCUUCAGAUGUAUCUGUCUUUAAGCAAAUCCAGUCUACAAACCUCGGACUUAUUCAGAAGCUUAAAUUAGGGAUUUUCUUAAACCUGGAUUUCCCAGUUGACUCGAGAGAACAAAUUUAAAUUUAAAAACAUUUAAAAUUAGUUCAUGGAAAAUCAGCUUAAUUCAACAAAUGAUGAGUUAAAUUGUCUACUAUGCUCCAAGCACUGUUGUGGGAAAUAACAGAGAAGAGCAAGACAAGGCCCUUACCCUCAAGGAACCUUGUCUAGCUGGGAAGAUGAGACAUAUACCUGUGAAAUAGGCAGUGAUUUUAGGAAAGAACUGUUGGCCGGUGACUGGACUUCCACUAUUAUUCUACGCUAUCUGAUAUGAUGGGACCAGGCAGACCAGCUUCAACCUGUGUUCAUCUAACAUCUGGUGUCCAACUAGAUGGGAGGAGUGACCCCGCAGAACUUCAGGCCCAGAACCAGCUGCAGUUUAAUAGGAAUGUUCCUACACAUUCAAGCAACUUGGCAACCCAAUAUUCUUGCCCACAUGCAAUUAGAAUUGAAAAACUGAAGCACUCAUGCAAUGAGUCAUACCAUUGUAAAGAUUUGGAUUUUAGAGAUGGUCCUGACCUAAGCAGUUCUGUUUCAUUUUCUGUCAUAUCAGAAGAGAGACUUAGCUAUGCUGUCCACCUAGCCAAAAGAGAUGUGAAACGAAGACAAUUUGAAGAACAUAUAAAAGAACAUCAUCUCAGAGGUCAGCCCCGAAUCCUUCAGAACUGUGGACAUACUAAGCAUAAAAUAUGUGACCAUGGGGUGGAAAGGAAGGAAUUGAAGAGCCAGGAAGGCUGGCAUUGCAGUCACCAGCCAUCCAAAGUAGAAGUUUCCACCUCAGGUGCCAAAGUAUACCUGUACACGUCUCCUCCAGGGCAGUCAGAUCCGACUGUGCCAAAUUCCCCACUCACCCGUGAUCCAGGACUUCAGUCACAUGCCAGGAUAGGUGACCACAAACGCCUGUGUGAACAUAACAGCCUGCUAGAAGUGCAGCGACUCCAGAAAGAAUUGAGCAGCUGUAUCCAUAAAAUUGAAGAAGUAACUAAAAAAGACAGAAUGUUAGAAGCUCUGGAUCCCGAUGAAGAGCGGCGAAUCCGUGUCAGGAGGCAGGAGCAGGCUGUUCGUGGUGCCCGAACGCUCUACGUCCUCCAGCAGCAGGUUAAAGAAAUCCAGGAAGAAUUGGAUAAGUUGAGUCCACAUAAAAUUAAACACACUAAGAAGUCAUGGGCGAUGUCUAGGCUGGCAGCUGCCCAUCGAGGAGCCAUUCGGGCCUUACAGAUGUUUGUUACUCAGUUUACUGACCGAGGGGAGUACCCAGUUCCCACUCGGUGUCGGGAACUGGGCAGUCUUAUUCGCCAGCUUUCACUCUGUUCUGCCAAGCUGGAUGCUGAUUCUUCUGUCCCAGAUGUGGUUAUAGAUAUCUUGCAACAAAUUGAGGCUUUGGAAUCCCUCCUGGAAAAGAAACUGUUGCCAAAAAAGGUCAAGCAAUGUUUCACUGACGUUCAGAGCAGAUUUCCUAUUGGCAGCCAAAGGUCCCUAGAGAGAUGGAGACCAAUGUCACCAAGGAGGGAGAGGAGAGCCUUUGUAGCAAAGGAGGUACUGCCACAGGAAGCAACACGGCCUUCACUGGCAAAGAAGUUUCUUGCUGAUAAGUAUCAACCUGAUAAAGAGCUUCCACUGACUCGGAGGUUGGAGAAUGAGCUUGAUGUAUUAGAUGCGGAUAUCCCUCAGGAAGAAGCUCCAUCUGUUCUAGACCAACCUGCAAGCUCCAGGGAAGAAUCAUUAGCCCCGGCAAACACAAAAGCAGUGGAAAAGAAUCCUAGGACUGAGAAUGUGCCAUUGAGGAAGAAAGAGGCUCUGGCACCAGCAAGACUACAGCAGAGACUCCACAAAGCUGAAAAAAGUAGACCAACCCAGAUUCAUAGCAAAAGAAGGUUGCAAAGGACAACGGUCUCAUCCAGAUUGAAAAUUAACCAACAGCCUGUGAAAGACAACAGGGCUCCUUGGAUACCUCCAAACCCCACCUCCCCACAGGUGUCUCCUAAAUGUGCUGCAUGGCAAAAGGUGAAAUCUAGCUCCAAAGAUGCCACAAAAGAACAGUCUCUCCAGCGAGAAGAUAAUCAAGAGCAAAGCCAGUUCAGAGGUGCUGUUGAGCACGAAGCUGCUAGACUCGCUUGGCUUGAGGCUGAAACCUCUAAAAGAUUGAAGGAACUAGAAGACUUAAAAGCUGAAGAAAUGGACAGAAUGCAAAAGCAGAGGCUUGAUUGGCUUGGUGCUGAAACUUCCAGAAGAACAAAGGAAUUGAAUGAACUCAAAGCUGAAGAAAUGGGUAGACUUCAAAAAUUGAGUGUUUCUGCUACACAGUUAGCAGACAAGGUACAGAAGGCAGUUCUGGAGCAUUUGGAGCCUCUCCUGGCCAAGGCCCAGAGAGUCAAUUCUUCUCUGGAAGCAGAUACUCGUUUGAAGGAUCGGCCAUCGGUAAACACAGUAACAGCCCAGCCUACAGAGGAGGCUGUAGAUGUUCACUGUGGACCCAACAGCAUUGGUCAGCUGAAUGAUUCUUUGGAAGACACCCCUCACAAACUCUGGCCUAUGAUUCACUCUAAGAUCUUGGAGUCUGAAGCCUUAGCCGCCUUGGGGGAUGGCAAGGGCAGCCCGUAUCUGGAGACCAUGAUGCUCCGCGUGGAGGAAAUGGAAAAAUACCAGGAGACAGUUCGCCAAAGAUACAAUAAAAUUGCAUAUACCGAUCCUCAUCUUUGGAUACAGGAAGGAAAAAAUGACCACAAAGUCCCAGCAGUAAGUGAAAGGCCUCUUUCUCCUCAUCCCAUCAGGAUCACGACCACAGCAGCUUGCAAGGACCCAGAUGUGAACAUUGUGUUAGAAAGGCCCCGGAAUGGCAAUUCCCUGAAUGAAAGUGUGGAAACAGAGGAGAGAUCGGAGAAAAGAGAGGCUCCCCUUCUCUCCCUUUCAGAAGAUUCUCCACGGAAAGCGGGCCAAGCUGCCCUGUCUGUCCCUCCAGGCAUGCUGCGCAGCAUCGGCGACUACUGCAGGUGCUUCGAGCAGCACCUGCGGUUGAUGUCGCAUGAGGCCGUGGGCUCUUUUAGCCCGUGGCUUAUGGCAGAAAGCUUUUCAGAAGAGCUUGUAGAUGAAGCUCUGGGGGCCGUGGCUGCUGAACUUCAGGAUAUGUGUGAAGAUUACGCAGAAGCUGUGUUCACCUCAGAAUUCCUAGAGGCGGCUGCCUAAAGACUGCAGGGCACGACCCCUCGUGCCACACUGGAGAAGAGACAGCGCCGCCCUCUGUUUUAGGCCACAGGAAGUCCUCAUCCUCGGCUGCCCAUCCAGGCCCUGAAGGUGCUGCCCAGUAAAGGCAGGAAAUGCCAGCGAGGGCACCCUCACUUUGCAUCUUCUCGUUAUAGUAAUGGUUCUGGCCGUUUAUGAUGGAAUGUGUUAUAUGUGUCAGUGCCUAGGAAAUGUGGAUUGAUUAUGACAAUAUAAUAUUUUCUGAAUUAUAAUUUUCCUCUUGAAAUAAUAUGUUCAUUCCACUGACUCAGCUUGGUGACCUGAAUGUUUUGAAAGGUAGUAUGUUUCACCCAGGGAUUCAGGUUGCUAUUUCGCCUGUGGGUGGCGUUGAUGCCAGCAGAAGCACGGCUACUCUCUAGUCCCGUCGCCAGCUCGUGUUUCCAUCUUUGGCAGCUUCCUGUCAGGACACCUGUCCCUGCUGGGUUACAGACUUGCAUGGGGCACAGAGUUUAGUUAUGCAGCCAAACCUCUGAUCUGUUGUAGCUUAUUAAACAUCAGAACCCAUCAGUUACCAGGGCACACCUAACACAUUGCUGGAAUUUUCAAUUCCCAGGUACUUUCUUACAUUUUUUGUUCUUCAAAGUCUUUCAUUGCUGUGGGUUGAUGUAUUCUGAUAUACUAACCUUUGUCUGAACUCAGGGAGCUUUGGGGACCUCAGGAGAGGCCUCCUGUGCUUGGAGAAAGGAGCAAAGCCCACUUCCACCUUUGGGGAGGGCAGCAAUUUCAUUUCUGGAUGGUGUGAAGACCUCUGGGUCUCCCCUGAGAAGGGAAGGAACUGCAGAACCACAUAGCUUGGUCCUCGGUUGUCUUAAAAGUCAUAUUUUACCAAAAGAAAAGCCUUUUUUUUUUCCUUCAGAAAUUCUGAAUUCAGAAAAGGAAAGGAAUGUACAUAAAAAAUAAGGGUACUGCCUGGAGAAGCUUCUCUCAGUUCUUUGCCUGAGGCUUGGUGAGACAAAUGUGAAGAACGCGUGACGGGGACAUACCCGUGGAAUAAUGUGAAUCUUUUUAUAAUGUUCAUGUUAUCAUCUGGGAUUUUUCUCAGAAAACAAGUAUUUCAGGUGAUAAUUUAAGAUGCUUGAUCACACUUAUUUGUGCAAAAUUGAUUUUCGUUUGAUGUUAAUGGUUUCCUGCUUAAUUUUAUAUAACCUCAGAAUAAAAGGCUUCAAGGGAAAGCAAAAGUCUUUAAUUGAAGGAGUUACAUAUAUACACUUGAUAGGAAUGUCUGUUAUUGAUGGCUUAAGGUAAUUUGUGUGGCAGUUUUUACUGUGGUGAUUUUUAAAAAUAAACUCAGUAUUUUAAAGUA